Molecule: messenger RNA, 1218 nt
Organism: Glarea lozoyensis ATCC 20868
Lineage: Eukaryota; Fungi; Ascomycota; Leotiomycetes; Helotiales; Helotiaceae
Product: TrN
Exons: 1
Coding region: 1-1218 (405 amino acids)
Biological process (GO): regulation of DNA-templated transcription; aflatoxin biosynthetic process
Cellular component (GO): nucleus
Molecular function (GO): DNA-binding transcription factor activity, RNA polymerase II-specific; DNA binding; zinc ion binding
Source: RefSeq, a predicted model, not a curated record
AUGUCUAAGUGUCAGAACACCUCGAAGCCACGGCAGCCAAAAUUGAGGGCUUCUUGUGAUGGAUGCUUCCUCGCCAAGGUCAAAUGCAGCAAAGAACGUCCAAUUUGUUCUCGAUGUCUGACUACUGGUGCGGAGUGUGGUUAUAGUCCGUCAUGUCGGACUGGGAAAUCAAAAUCUACGAAUCCGGGAAUGGAUCAAAGGCCGUCCAAUUCUUCUCUUGAGAACCUCUACGAAGAACCAGCUGUCACAUAUACAACCCUGAGUCAAGAUAUGUCGUACCCAGAAGAGCCUCCACCUUUCGCUUCCAAUCCAGGAUGGUCACCUAUGCCUCCUCAACCACAACCAGAUCACAGAUUUCAUCGACGGUCGAUAUCGACGUCAACCGCACCUCCAAUGAUCCGAGAUCCAAGUUCGACCCCAGAAUCCAUCAGUAACACAGCGACCAUGGAAGCAUUUGAUCCGCAGUUCCAAUUCCCACAAGGCAUGAGAGGGCCUGGCUCAUCUAGUUUUCAUUCCAUGAGAUCAAAAUCCAUGGCAGAGAUCCCAGCAUUCCCGCCGAUGGAACCCUACUUUGAAGGAGGUCAGCCUGAUGUUAUGAUGUUCGGACAGAUGCCGGGCAUGGGUCAAUUUCAAAAAGAUGUUUAUCAGCCCAACGAAAUGAUCGCUAACCCUUCUACAUGUAAUUGCUUUGACAAUUCACUCCAAGCAUUACAAGCACUCCACCAGCAUACAGCAAAUAACAUUCAAUCACCAUCAUUCGACGUCGUUCUUGUUGUAAAUAGGCGAGCGGUUGAGAGCUGCGCUAUCAUGCUGGACUGCCCGAAAUGUAUCACUGGAGGGAAUGGAAAUUCAAAUACCAGUACGAUGUUGCUGGCGACUAUAGUUGGCAAGGUUACUUCAUUCUAUCGUGCCGCGUCACAAAACUACUUUGGAUUCACAAGUCAAAAUCAAUACCAGCCGCAACAACUCUCGCUCACGAUUGGGGCUUACAAGAUCGCUGAGGAAGACGGGAGAUGGUUAGAAAUGGAGAUACUUCUUCGAGAGCUGAGAAAGCUCGAGGAUGUCUUGGGGAAGUUUCAAGACGUGGUUAGCAAGGACGAGAUGGAGGAACAUGGCGGCGUGCAGAAUGCUGUUCUUAGUUAUCUCAGGCAGAGCUUGAACGUGACAUUCGAAGUCCUCAACAUGAGGAGGAAUAUGCCACAGAGCUCACGUGGUUAA